Molecule: messenger RNA, 4930 nt
Organism: Lutra lutra (Eurasian river otter)
Lineage: Eukaryota; Metazoa; Chordata; Mammalia; Carnivora; Mustelidae
Exons: 2
Coding region: 1001-2041 (346 amino acids)
Source: RefSeq, a predicted model, not a curated record
GCCCAGCCCCUCCUGUCCGCGCCCCGAGCUCCCAGGGCCAGCGGGAUGCCCUUCAGGGCAGCGCCCCAGGGUCCUGGGUCGGGGUGCUUGUGGGAACAGGAGAACGGCCGUCGGCGGCUGCCUGGGAAGCUGCUGGGCAGAUGAUAGACGAGGCCGUUCUGGGUCCAGGCCCCGUGGGACCUCAGCCCACAGCCCUGCAGCCUCGGCCCUUUCCGUCCACACCCUUCAGGCAUCUGGGCGGGGGGCUCACGGUGUUUUGACGCAACCUUCCCUUCCUUCCCAGCUCCACUGGGCCUGGCCAUGUGCCCUCGGACCAGUCCCCAGUCCGUGAAGUGGGGCAUCUGUUGCCAUUCACUGUGAGAGAGAUGGACGACUCUGUCACUUGCUGGGGGACUCGGGGCUUAGCACGGAGUCAGCGACUGGGCACUGCUGGCCACGGGCAGGCACUUCCCUUCACUCAGUCGCUUGGCCGUCCGUCUAGCACCUGCCCGUCCAUUCGUGUAUCACCGGACGAUGCUUACAGAGCAGACGGCCUAGAAGUCUCGCAGACACUGGCAGGAAGGGCUGUGACCAAGCUCCAGGGGGUGGCCGCCUGGGGGCCAGAUCCAGACAGACAGAAGCAGACAGUAUCGAGGGUUCUGGAGGGAACCGAAGCGACUGUCCCCAAGAAUGCCAGAGCACCGUGUUUGGCCAGGAUGAGCCUCUCAGGCCGAGCUCUGAAGGAGGAAGUGACGGUGGUUGGGUUCAGGCAGGGGAGGACAGACGCUGUGCUGGAAAGGGGUCCUUUCGACGUAAGACUGCAUUUUGACGUGUUACUAGAAUUGCGAGCUUCAUUGAGCAUCCUGGAAGCUCCAGAGUUAUCACCUCGGGACCACAAAGUGGAGGCCUGGCCGGGUGGGAACUUGGCUUUCUGCCCCUGGGAGUGCCGGGGCCCCUCACUCCCUGUGCCCUUGGGGCUAACCUGUGCCCCACCGCCCCCCAUCAUUCAGCAGGUGGACCGAUGCAGGUGCAGAGUUCACCCCCAAGGGGGUUUCUGCCCCGACACGGGCGAUGCGUGAUUUCACCAGCCUGCAGCAGUGGGCUGUCUGAAGGGCAGGCUGGGAUUUGCAGGGAGGAGAAGGUGGCACAUGGGUGGCCCUGGGGCUGUGGGCCCGACCCCAUCUCCCAGCCUGUGAGGACAGCGACAGAGCAGGGAGGUGGCACUGGGUGUGGCUUCCAGGGUCUGGGGGACACCUGGGCUGGGUGGCGGGGCCCGAGUCUGGGCCUGAGCCGGAUCCUCAGCAGGCUCGGGCGUCUCUGCCUGCAGCAGGCUGCGGCUGUGGUGCAUCAGGCCCGGAGCUUCUGCUUGUCCCCCUCCCCGAUGGGGACACGGAGGGCACUUGGUGCCGCUUCUCUGAAGGAACCUGUCGCUUCCAAGGCCAGGGCUCACCUGUGUUUGUUGGUGGUGGCUGUUGCCCGAGUGACAGCACCACCUGCUGUUCCCGCACGUACCCGGGGCCUCCCGGCUCCCAGCCGCCCGGAAACCCCACCCUGCAGCGGGGAGACCGGGGCCCAGACAGGUGGGCGCGUCUGCCCGAAGCCCGGCAGCUUGUGGGCAGCAAGGUGCACAGCCUGGGCCGCUCUGUUCUGCCUCAGAUGCCAGGGCAAGGGGGAUGUUGGGAGCCAAGGAGAAGAUCUUGCUGGGUGGCUCACACCCAGGGUGGGCCUCUUGCCCCCCCGAGCCUCAGCCCAUCAGACGGGUGGACUUAGACUUUCUGCAGCCUCCUCCAGGUGUGUGGGCACAGGGAGGACGGUGCUCACGGGGAGCUGGGGAGAUGGCACAAGUUCCAGUGGGAGGGACCGGGAUCCUGGCUGCCGCUGGGGCCAGGGAGACAGUCCUGUGGGCGGCACCUGGUGCCCAGACGGGGGUUCCGGUUCCAGCCCUGGUUCCCGGACACCUGGAGCCAAAGGAGAGUCCCCACCCCCAUCUACCCAGCCACCUGCAGGGGCCCGUUGGGAUGCCCAGCUGGGUAAACACGGAGCCUCGUUAGGCCUGAAGUAAGUGUGGCAGCUCCCUUGGGGACGCCCUGCCAGACAGGGUGCAUCAGAGGAGCCUCAGGGCCCUGUGACCUCCCACAGAGACCCAGACCUGGCCACUGUCAGCCUGGGGCCCUCCUGUCCCCGGCAUGACUGUCCUGCUUCGGUUCCUUUUUAGGGUGUCCCCAUUUUUUCAUCUGUCAGAGGAUGAGGCUCGGGUGCAGGUAUACCACCGGGCCUAGAAUGUCACUCCCCCGCCCGAUGCUGUGCCAGGGGAAGCCACACUCCACUGCGUAAUGGUGAUCUUGCCACCAUUGCAGAAGCUGGGCCCGAAGGGGCUUGUCCUGGGGUUGGCGGGGGAGGGGAAUGUCCCGUUCCACCUGGCCACCCAGGAAGCCUCCUGCUCGUUUCUGAGCUGCUCCGGGGUCCCUGAGUUUUGCUUUCAAACAUGAAAGGUGAUUUCCUCACCUUUGCAGCUUUAAUUAUUCCCCCAAAGCUCAUGCAUCUUGAGCAGCAAUGACCGCUGCACCAGUAGCGCUCUCGGAAGACAGUUCGUGUGUGAGGCCUGCUCAACGUGGGGCAGGGAUGGAUUCGGGCUGGAGGCUGAGUCAGGGCCUUGGAUGGGGUAACCCUCUGUUCUCUUUGUCCCCAAAUAGCCCUGGCAUGGGUCUCCCGCUUCCCACAUGGCUUCUGUGCACACAAGUCUUCUAAAUCGGGUCCCGGGCAGCCAGCUGGACAUUGGAUUACUAUACAGCGGGCCAGGCCCAUGCAGGAGCUGAGAGACACCAUGAGAGUCUGGAAGGCAGGGUGGCAGUGGGUGGUUCCUGGAGGGCUCCCUGGAGGAGGAAGUGUGACGAGGCUGGUGAAUGGUUCGGGGCUCUACAGUGGGGCUCCUGGGGCAUCCAUUGGUGUUUUCUUAAGCUUCCUGUGUGGUGCCAGGUCGAUAACUGCUCUGUUAGGGCUGGGAGUGGGGGCUGUGGUGGGAAGGGGUUGUUGGCCCCGUCAUGCAGACCCUGGGACAGAGGGACUCGUAGGCAGGAGUGUAUAUGGGUCACAGUCCGUCCAAGCUGGCCUUGGCUGCGUGCAUCCCACCCCAGGGCUCCUGACCCUGCUGAGGAGCAGGCAGAUGGCCCCAUCUGCUUCCUGGCCCACACAUGGACUGUGCCAGUGGCCCAACUGGGGGCUACGGAGCCUGCCAGGACCGGCCUGAGCCCGAGUGGGUCAGGAGGCAGGCAAGUGAGGGUUUGAAUCCCAGCACUGCCUCUUACCGGCUGGGCCCACUCAGCUCUCAGCUAACCAACCUCAGCCUGCCUUGGGGGUAUCUUGGGAGAAAUGAGAUGGUGCUUUAAAGAGUGCUUAGUGCAGCGUCCGGCACCAGGGCAGCGAUCGAAACAUUACUAAUACCAGUAAUGAACGGCCUUCAGUGAGCACCUGAGCAGCGAGGUUGCAUGUCUGCUUGCUACGUCCUAGCACUGGAACCGACUAGACUCCUGUGAGUCUUUUUGGGGUUAAGUGUAUGCUGUCCUGGUGGGACAGCAUUGAGAGCCCCAGAGCCCCCUAGUGGCCGUUUAGGUAACUGCCGUUCUCUGGGCAACCCGUGCGCCCCACACCCCCCAUUCACCUUUGGGCCCCACACUGUAGGUGAGAAUGUCUUACCCGCGAACUCUCAAGAAACCCAAGGAAACUUUUAGGGUGAUAGAUACGUUAUUUUGAUUGGAGCAAUGGAUCUCUGGUGUAGACCCAUGCCAAAACUUAACCAAAUUGCGUACUUAGAGGAUGUACAGUUUAUUGUAUCUGUUAACAUCUGUGGAAAGCUGUGAAAUUCAAAGAGGACAUCCCUCCCACACCCCCCUGGGACCAGGGCGAUCUAUCACCACAUAACUGUCUGGGCUUCCCUCUCAGACAAACUGAUCCUGGCUUGGGGGUCCCCCUUCCCUGACCCUUGGGGCUCUCCCCAAGGCCUGAAAUCCCCGUGGUGUGCCAGCAUGUCCCCACCCCGAGCCCGUGUGGCAAGCUUCAGGCCUGGCGCGGCACUCCUGGCGCGGCGCGGCACUCCUGGCGCAUUCCACCUUUGCUGACCGAUGGGAUCAUUUAUUUGGGGGCAGAGCAGGCAUGUGAGGGCACUUGGCUUGUCUCAUUAACCAGCUUUGUCCAUAUUUCUUCACCUGUGAACGGGACUCCUGAUACACAGGUGGGGGCUGAAAAGAGAUAAAUAAAUACAGAGACAAGUUGAUUACAGAUAGGAGAGCUGCUGGGAAGGAAGUUAGCCCACGGCAGGGUUGUUACUGGGGGAGAGCUCUUUAAACAGUGGUGUCAGGGGAAGUCUGCGGGGCUGGCUGGGCAGCAGGGUGGCCGGCGCAAAGGCCCUUGGGGGCGUGCAUAGCACGGAGCUGGAGAGCAUGUCCACAUGGCCCCCAGCACUUCCAUGAAGUCACAGAGUGCUGCGAGCACUCCAGGCAUACUCUACCUUGUGAAAGUUCUGUAAGUUAAGUAACUUGCCAAGGUCACAACUGCGAGCACGUGGGCCAGGUUACAGGAGGGCUAGAUCACGCCGGGCUUCCUCAUCAGCCACUUAACAAGCUCAUGUGGACCCAUUUGAAGGUGCAGGGGAAGCUCCUGGAGGGUUUUGAGGAGGGGCCCACAAAUCAAACGUCUGGUUCUGGAAAGUGUGAGUGGGGGGUUGAAUUUUCAGGGGACAGUGCAGAGAACUGAGAGAUCAGUGACAAGGCCGUUGUGGUCCUGUCUGAGACAUGGUGGGGGCCCAGGCGAGGGUGGAUGGGUGCACAGGUGGACGGGUGGGGAUGGAAAGGAGUGGUUGGCUGCCAGCUCUGUUUGCGAAUAGAAGACCCCAGGGUCAAAGCCAGUUAACUCUUUGGCGUCCUCCUCUGUUCCUCCCACUGACCCUGCUCCUCUC